This is a messenger RNA of Hyalella azteca, 2241 nucleotides long. Its product is annotated as putative tRNA (cytidine(32)/guanosine(34)-2'-O)-methyltransferase. The record is from RefSeq and is a predicted model, not a curated record. Bases 194 to 1150 code for a protein of 318 amino acids. Gene Ontology annotation, biological process: cytoplasmic translation; tRNA methylation. The transcript has 6 exons. Gene Ontology annotation, molecular function: tRNA methyltransferase activity. Lineage: Eukaryota; Metazoa; Arthropoda; Malacostraca; Amphipoda; Hyalellidae. Gene Ontology annotation, cellular component: cytoplasm.
UGUGAUCUUCUAGAUAAUUGUUUAGUAACUCAUUGAAUGCAGUUCCCAAAAACUAACAGCUGCCCGCUGGUGUUUGGGUUUCAAUUGAACCUUCUAAUUUAAAAUACUAAAUAUGCUUUUUCUGGUAUUCAAUCGCAUUACUUAAUACAUAUUCUAUUUUACUAUUUGUUUUUAGUAACCACAGAAAAAUACCAUGGGUCGUUGUUCAAAAGAUAAGAGGGAUAUUUAUUACCGCCUGGCUAAGGAAGAAGGAUGGAGAGCACGCAGUGCAUUCAAGCUCUUACAGAUAGAUGAAGAAUUUAAUAUAUUCAAAGGAGUGACAAGAGUUGUUGAUCUGUGCGCUGCUCCAGGAAGCUGGAGUCAAGUGCUGCUGAGAAAAUUGAGGCACAAAUCAGCAGCUCCAGAUGAAGUUAAGAUUGUGGCAGUUGAUCUGCAGGCAAUGGCUCCCCUGGAGGGCGUGACAUGCAUGCAGGGCGACAUCACGAAGGUGGAGACAGCGCAUGCCAUCAUUGAGCACUUCUCCGGGGACAAGGCCCAGCUCGUGGUGUGUGAUGGUGCUCCUGAUGUGACGGGCCUCCACGACCUGGACGAGUUCGUACAGUCGCAGUUGCUGGUCGCGGCGCUGAACAUCGUCACGCACGUGCUGCUGCCCGGCGGCACCUUCGUCGCUAAGAUCUUCCGUGGUCGCGACGUGUCGCUCCUAUACGCGCAGUUCGAGCUUUUCUUCCAACACGUCGAGAUCGCCAAGCCUCGCGCCUCUAGGAACUCCAGUAUUGAAGCGUUCGUGGUGUGUCGCGGCUACUCCCCUCCCCCGGGCUACACGCCCACCAUGAGCAACCCUCUGCUGCACGCCUCCUCCGCCACGCACGACUGGAAGGACCAGCUCCUGGGGCCUGUUGAUCGUCUCAUCGUGCCCUUUGUGACAUGUGGUGACCUGUCAGCCUACGAUGCUGACACCUCAUACUCCCUGCUGGAGCUUGGGAUUGGUGAGCCGUACAGCUAUAAACCUCCUGUUCAGCCGCCCAUCAAUCCAGCCUACCAGUCCGCUCUGGACCAACGCCGGGCGACCGCUACAGCCAACCCGCCUCCUGCUCAUGACAUCCAGGACCAAGAGAGUGGCCACCAACAGAGUCCAUUUAUUCUUCCGUAACCGUCGUGUUAGGCAGGCAGUGUGAAGGUUGAUCUUGGAGCAGCAGUGCACGGCUACAACACGUCCGUCGUUGCGGGCGGACGAGGCGCGGAAGGCUUAAGGGUGGUUGUUCCCGGGUUAUCAACUGCGUGGUUACCAAAAUGACUGUUCCGGGGCGCUGCAGGCCAGGGGGCGGUGGGCCCAGGAUCGCGCGGCGCGAAGAUGUGAAGCUCGAACUCUUCAGGGUAGCGAGUUUUGUCGGCCAGUUGUUCGAGAGGGGAGGCUUUGUUAUUGCCGUUUCUUCUGGAUAUCGUUGGCGGUAAUAUGCCUCUAUUUGGAGUGUAAUUCUACGUAUCAACAGAGGUUCACAUAGCGUGAAAUUAACCCCCAUAAGAUGUUUUGCAAUCUUAUUGUCUCGAGCCAAUAUUGGCCUCGCUUUGUGUUCUAGAUCACAAGCCGCCGCACUCCUCGAGAGACGGCUGAAGAGUAAAAUAUACAAGCCGAACUGUCUUCGGAAGUAGUCUGACUAUAGUUGGACCCACUUCAUCAUUACCAUUUUUGUGUCCAUUAUUACUGUAUUUCCAUUAUAACACAUUUUUGACAUUCUACUUCAUCUAGACCACUCGAACGUCUAAAAUUUCUGCUAGUCUUUAAAAUAACCUCCGGCUUUAACUUCAUCUUCAGUUGUUUCAGUCAUCCACGAUCGUAUGGUCCGCUGGCUGAGACUUUGAAAAUUUUAGAUGUAGUUCCUUGCCGCUACAUAAUGAAGGUUCAUUACGGAGAGGGUUGUAUUUAUUGACAAAUAAUGGAGAUUUCAGUUAAAACAUGCAAAUAGGACCUUGACUUGAUUACAUUAUGCCUCAUGAGUCAUGUCCUGCUUCAGAUUUUGAAUUCGAGUAAACUUCUCAGCCUUCCGUGUACGUUAUAUUGUUAUCCCAGCUUUUCAAGUUACCCUGUGACACCUUCUCUUCUCCACCGAUCUGAGCAGGACCACUCUACUCUAACUUAUUACUCGCACAAAAUUUAGAGAUUCUCCACUCUGGUACGACCGAGUUUAGUGAGUGACACCUUUAUCAGACUGCCGUGCAGCUUUGUCAUAAAAAUUUCUCGUA